This is a messenger RNA of Ruditapes philippinarum (Manila clam), 2187 nucleotides long. Its product is annotated as ileal sodium/bile acid cotransporter-like. Gene Ontology annotation, cellular component: membrane. Bases 493 to 1941 code for a protein of 482 amino acids. The record is from RefSeq and is a predicted model, not a curated record. The transcript is spliced from 3 exons. Lineage: Eukaryota; Metazoa; Mollusca; Bivalvia; Venerida; Veneridae.
UAGUGUUAUUGGUUUUUAAAUGACCACUUUCAUCUUGAAAGUAUGACCGCGAUUUAAUGUGUAAAGUAAACAACGAAUCACUUCAGAUAAGCAAAAUAAUACAUUGUAUGCAAACGUUUUUUAGUGUUUAGAAAUUUUCCUAUUACUUAUUUACAUUAUCACACAUAUAUCAAUAUAAUUGAAAACUGCAUUGAAGUGUGGAUAUGCGGCGGAGUCUCAUAAAAUUAUUUAUUAUCACAAUCAAUUGUAAUAAUAUCAAAUGAAAUUUGAAAUAUAGAAAAUAUGGAUUGAAAUGGUUUGGACGGAGUCCCACACUUGUCUUCAAAUGAUAACCACGCCAGGACAAGAGUCAUUCUAUUAAAUGUAUGAUAAGAUAAUGCGGUCUGGUUGAUAACGAUAAAACACUCAUUUAGUUAUCAACGAUAUGAAAAAUAUCGUAAUAGUUACUUAUUUUUGGCUAUAGGAAUUUAGUGCUAAAAGAAUUUUUUAAAAAUGGAUGCCAUUCACAACAAUAUUGGUUCAAAUUUAACAGACUAUUUCACCUUCACGGAACCGUUACUUCUUUUCAUGUUUCUUGCAAAACAAUUUCCAAUGAACAUAAGCUUCCCAUGCACUCAUGUUGGACAUGAAUAUUCAUUUAUAUUGUCGAGCCAUUCAGAAGAAAUAUUUACGAUUGGAAGCAAUAAAAGCACAACUUUCACGUGUAUUGGAAAUGAUAAUCCACUUACUCAAGUCUACACUAUUGGCAUGGUAAAAGAAAGUAUUGAUGUGCAAUUACAUGGAAAGCUUUUAGGGAUCUCGAAACUUCAAAUUGUGAUUUCAGGACCUGAUCCCGAUGAAAUUAUAUUUAAUGGGACGUCUAGUAAGACAAAAACAUUUCAUACUGCAGAACCAGACGCUAGAAAAACACAGCAAGAAUUUGUGUUUCCAGUAACAGUUCUAAGAAGUAUUCGGCCAAUAGACAAAAUAUUUAUGAUAUUAAUGACAGCGUUUCUUUUUCUUAUAACAUUGGGGUUCGGUUGUAAACUUGAUUUAGGCAUCGUAAAAGAGUGUUUAAAGAAACCGGUCGCUCCAGGGAUUGGGUUCGGAUGUCAGUACCUAGUAAUGCCACUGCUUGGCUUUGCGAUCGCUAAAUUAUUGCCCCUGGAUGUGGACAGAAGUGUAGCGCUGGGUAUAUUCGUGUGUGGCACGUGUCCCGGGGGAGGUAUUAGCAAUAUCUAUACGUACCUCCUGGACGGAGAUGUUUCACUGUCCAUAACAAUGACAUUUCUGAGCACUGUAGCAUCUUUAGGUAUGAUGCCACUAUGGAUUUACACACUAGGGCAGCUUUUUGUAGAUGACGAGUAUAACAUCACCAUUCCAUACAUCAACAUGCUGCAGAUCAUAGCAUUAAUAACAGUGCCUUUGUUCGUUGGCAUUUUUAUUAAAUAUAAAUUUCUCAAAGCUGCGCUUAAAAUCCUGAAAAUAUUAAAGCCGGUCACGGUUAUAGGGAUUUUACUUUUCCUGUGCAUUGGUUUGUACUCAAAUUGGUAUAUUUUCAAACUGUUCAGACCGCUUCACAUUGUUGCUGGAUGUCUAUUGCCUUAUCUAGGUUACAUUAUAGGGGGCGCUAUCGCUGCAAUAUUGAAACAGCCAUUUUCCCGCGUAAAAACUAUUGCUCUUGAAACUGGGAUGCAAAAUGUGGGCGUGGCCUAUCUGUUGAUGAUCUCAUCGUUUCCGCCUCCUCAUGGUGACUUAUCCUCAGUUGCCCCUAUGGCAUCUGCUUUAAUGACACCAUUCCCGCCAUUUAUAGUGACGAUUGUUUACUUGAUAUACAAGAAAUGUUUCAAAAAGUAUGAACCAGUCAUUGAUGAAGAGCCAGAGGUCAAGGUCGGUAACGAAGGUCAAGAGGUCAAGGUAAAUGGAGAGCAACUGCUACUAGAAAAACUUAGUUCUGUAUAGACGGUCACAUGUUUACAUUUAGAAAUACCCCUAGCAACGGAAGUACUAUUUUGCACAUGCGCAAUUUGAUUAGAGGAUUUUUUUUUUCAAUUUAUGAAGGAAAUGGAUUUUAUAUGCUUUGUAAAAAUCUUUGAAAACCUGUAAAUAUGUUUCUAUUCGUGUUAUAAAUGCGAAUCAUGUACAAUAAACUGCAAUUUUCAUUUUUUUAAGAAAAACAAACAUCAACAUGUGUUGUGUAUAAAAAUA